GAUUAAAGUGCAGGAAGACGAACGCGCGCUGCCCCUCAGCCCGGCCAGCAAACAUGGCGGCGGUUAUGCUGAGGUCGCUCUCCAGCCUCGGACGUCCUUCAGCAGCGAUACUAAACAGCAGUGUUUUGACUCCCGGGUGCGCUUUGCUUCAAAAGAGGCAGAAGCAAUGGCAGCCAGAUGUGGAGUGGGCAGAGCAGUAUGGUGGGGCAGUGAUGUACCCCAGUGCCAUCACUGACAAAUGGAACCCACCACCGUGGAACGACAAAGACCCCCCGGUGGAGAAAGAGGUGUCCAACCUCACCAUAAACUUCGGCCCCCAGCACCCUGCUGCCCACGGCGUGCUUCGCCUGGUGAUGGAGCUGAGUGGAGAGUCAGUGAAGAAGUGUGACCCUCAUAUUGGUCUGCUUCACCGCGGCACUGAGAAACUCAUAGAGUACAAGACCUACCUACAGGCCCUGCCAUACUUCGACAGGUUGGACUAUGUGUCCAUGAUGUGUAAUGAACAGGCCUACUCCCUGGCAGUGGAAAAGCUGCUGAACAUCCAGGCUCCACCCCGCGCCCAGUGGAUCAGAGUGCUGUAUGGAGAGAUGACCCGUAUUCUUAACCACAUCAUGGGCAUCACCGCACACGCUCUGGACAUUGGAGCCAUGACCCCCUUCUUCUGGAUGUUUGAGGAAAGAGAGAAGAUGUUUGAGUUCUAUGAGCGCGUGUCCGGGGCCAGAAUGCACGCAGCUUAUGUUCGACCAGGAGGAGUCCAUCAGGAUAUGCCCCUGGGUCUUAUGGAUGAUAUUUACGAGUGGUGCAAGAACUUCUCCAUACGCAUUGAUGAGGUGGAGGAGAUGUUGACCAACAAUCGCAUCUGGAGGAACCGAACUGUUGAUAUUGGGGUUAUUGGAGCAGAAGAUGCACUCAACUGUGGCUUCAGUGGGGUGAUGUUGAGGGGUUCUGGCAUUAAGUGGGAUUUGAGGAAGUCUCAGCCUUAUGAUAAAUAUGAUGAGGUGGAGUUUGACGUACCUGUCGGAAGUAAUGGUGACUGCUAUGACCGGUACCUGUGCCGAGUGGAGGAGAUGAGGCAGUCUUUAAGAAUUAUGCACCAGUGUCUCAACAAGAUGCCUGAAGGAGAGAUCAAGGUGGAUGAUGCCAAAGUUGCACCACCCAAGAGAUCUGAGAUGAAGAUGUCAAUGGAGUCGCUGAUCCAUCAUUUCAAACUGUACACAGAGGGUUACCAGGUACCCCCAGGAUCCACAUACACGGCUGUUGAAGCACCAAAGGGUGAGUUUGGCGUGUACCUCGUCUCUGAUGGUUCCAGCAGGCCCUACCGCUGCAAGAUCAAAGCCCCUGGCUUUGCUCAUUUGGCUGGUUUAGAUAAAAUGUCUAAAGGACACAUGCUUGCUGAUGUUGUGGCCAUUCUUGGCACUCAGGACAUUGUGUUUGGUGAGGUGGACCGUUAAAGAACUGUAAUGGCCAGUUUGUGUACACUUGUUUAGUUCUGUCCUUUGGAUUCACUGCAGUGAUCAUUCAAUAAAGCCUCUUCAUGUACAAAAGCUUAUUAAACCUAAUAAAUAUUUUAAGUCUGUCA
Messenger RNA from Pygocentrus nattereri (red-bellied piranha), 1579 nucleotides. RefSeq names its product NADH:ubiquinone oxidoreductase core subunit S2 (gene ndufs2). Gene Ontology annotation, biological process: mitochondrial electron transport, NADH to ubiquinone. Gene Ontology annotation, molecular function: NAD binding; quinone binding; NADH dehydrogenase (ubiquinone) activity. NCBI's taxonomy places the organism in Eukaryota, Metazoa, Chordata, Actinopteri, Characiformes, Serrasalmidae. The record is from RefSeq and is a predicted model, not a curated record. The transcript is spliced from 14 exons. The coding region runs from base 54 to 1451 and encodes 465 amino acids.